Molecule: messenger RNA, 1720 nt
Organism: Aspergillus melleus
Lineage: Eukaryota; Fungi; Ascomycota; Eurotiomycetes; Eurotiales; Aspergillaceae
Product: arylsulfotransferase family protein
Exons: 2
Coding region: 64-1704 (546 amino acids)
Source: RefSeq, a predicted model, not a curated record
GACCACCUCUGCUUCUUCCAAGGCAUCCAGCAAAACGGCUACUGUCGAGGCCAUGGCGUUAUCAUGGAUAACCAGUAUCGCAUCGUGAAGACGGUGACUCCCGGCGGCGGGAUCGCGUCCAGCGACAUGCACGAGUUCAAGCCUAUCAACGACGGCAAAUCCGCCCUGAUGACAGUUUAUCAGCAGCGGCAGUUUGACAUGAGCCUGUGGAACGUCAAGACGGGCAUGGGAUGGUUGAUGGAGAGCAUCUUCCAAGAGGUGGACGUCGAAACCAACGAGGUGCUGUUCGAGUGGAAAUCCCUCGAUCAUGUCGACCCCUCCGCCAGCUACACCUACCCCGGCGCCACGGAUACCUCGGGCACUGGGUUCGAGCCGCGCUCACCGUGGGAUUACUUCCACAUCAACUCCGUCGACAAGAACAAGGACGGCGAUUACCUGAUCUCGUCGCGUCACACAUGUGCCAUCUACAAGAUCUCAGGUCGGGACGGCUCCAUUAUAUGGCAGCUGCACGGGGCGAACCCAACUUUCCAGAACCUCAACUUCGGAUUCUCGCAGCAACACGAUGCUCGCUGGCUCAGCGAGAACGGCACGCACACGUUGCUGUCACUCUACAACAACGGCUAUAACGGAUUCAACCAAACUCACAGCUACUCGUCGGGCAUGACCAUCCUGAUCAACCACGUCAACAACACAGCCGAGCAGCUGCGCGACUACGCACCGCCCGGUCAAGACAUGCUCAGCUCCAGCCAGGGCAACAUGCAGACACUACCGAACGGCAACGUCUUCAUGGGCUGGGGCAACAACGCCUACAUCUCGGAGCACAGCGAAGCCGGCAACCUGCUGCUCUGGGGGUACCUGGACGCUGAUAAACGCAUCAUGAACUACCGCGCGCAGAAGUUCCAGUGGGACGGCAUGCCCACCGACGUGCCGGCACUGUGGACGUACUCGCACUCGACGGACGCCUUCGCGGCGACGACCUUCUACGCCAGCUGGAACGGCGCCACACGGAUCCGGUCCUGGCGCUUCUACGGCGCCAUGAACCGCACGGGGCCCUUCACGCCGCUGAAACAGGUCUCUAAAACGGGGUUCGAGACGGUCUACACCGAACCACACUUCUACCAAUGGAGCUAUGCCGAGGCAGUGGACCUACAGGGUCAAGUGCUGGGACGGUCGCCAGUGCACUUCACCUUCACGCCGUCGCCGGAACUGCAGAACUACUGCGGCGAGAAGGUCUGCGACAAUGCUGCAUCAUACGGCGUGCCCGGCGAGGACGCCGCGGUUGCAUUCGUGCCGCCGGCGGGGAUCAACACGGUCCCUUGGGUUGAUCCCGAGCAACCGCAAGCUCACAACGGGGAUCAGCAACCACCAUCAGGAAAAAUAUCAUCCGAGACAUCCCCAGACGGAGCGUCGGCGAUCCUGAAGCAAACCUACCAUCGCGUGGGAUGGGCAGGCCCCGCCUUGUGCGUUGUGAUCGUCGCGGUGGGGGUGUUUGUCACGUUGCGGAUAUAUCGCCGGCGACGGUCGCUCUCCCAGUCGUAUACUACCAAGGAGCGAGAGUCCUCGGAUAUGAUGGACCAGCAGCGUAGUAGGGCCAUGAUUGCUAUCGGAGACUGGCCGUGGUGGCAAUGGCGACGGUGGAUAGGGGGGCAGGAGCCGGCGCAUUAUUUUCCACUGAGAGAGCCGGAUCCGGAGACGUCGCGGUAGACUUGUAGUUAUAAAU